AUGGCAGCGACCGCCUUGGCGAGAGAGACUCAGCCACGGUCAGCGCUCCAAGUCUCUGCACAGGUGGGGACUUCAGUAGGAGAGAUGGCGCCAGUCCUCGGUGACGACCGGAGGGCUGGUCUUGAGGGAGCGGCGGAGACGCAGUCAGAUGCGGUUCUGGAAGCGCGAGACUCGCGAGCGGACGGCGCGAUUGACGCGACGUCUUCCCAAAAUGGAAAGCCCAACGAAGAUACGGAAGAAAGCACCGAGGCGUCGUCAGGGGUCACGGGGGAAGCGGAGGAGUCCGGCGAACCGGAACCAAGCGCUGCGGCCGAAAAUGAUGAAGCAAGCGACGAACGACCUCCCGCGAUAUCUGAGAAAGAAAAUUUGAGCGAGGAGGCUCCACAGGGCGAAGCUGCAGCGGAUGCUGAUGCGGAGCCAGGGGAGCUUUCCCCGGAGGCACAAGACGCCGCUUCUGUAACCGAGAAGCGCGAAGACGCACCCGUCGACGACUCCAAGGAGUGCUCGCCAAGUGCUAGAACCCCCCCUGCGAACACGGAGGUGCCUUCGGACACGCAGGGCGACUUGAGGGCCGCAAUGCAGCGAGACUCAGCCAGCGCAGUGGAUGCACGCGAUCAGGAGAAAUCCGCCUCCACUGACGUGAAAAGAGACGCUGCGACGAUCCAAACGAACGAGCCGAAACCCGAGGAUGUGGCGGCUGCGACAGGACCCUCCGCGGCGGAAGCCGAAGAACAGGCUACUCGGGCCGAGGAGCCCCAGCCGAGCCCGACGGCAGCCCUUCCAGCGGAUGCCGCUACUAAGCAAGAACCGAGCGACGACCAGCCUCAGACUGCGACGCGGUCAGGAGGCGCAGAAGAAGUGGCUGCUCUCGCUGGUGCGCCCGGCGCUCAAAGUCGAAAAUCCGCGAAGGAGGACGCCAAGGGUGAUGCUGACAUGCCGGCGUCUGGCGCGCCCGCGUCUGCAGAGACAGGAAAAGAGAAAGAGUCUCCACAGUCAACGCCCGGUGGCGAGCCGCCGGCGAGCGCCAACGGCGAGAGGGGGGAGAAGAAGCUGAGGAAGAAGAAGAAGGAGAGGAAGACGGUCUUUGAGAGCGUGCCGGAGCCUUCGAAGGCCCACACGGGCGCUCGGGCUGCGGCGCUUGCGCGCAAGGAAUCGCAGACGGUCUUCGAGUCCGCGCCCGCGGAAAAAAGUGCAGCGCACUUCCGAGCGUGUGAGAAGGCGCCGGAGAGGCAGCAGCUGCGAACUGUUUUCGAGGCACAGAAGGCUGAGAAGAGCUCCGCCCACGUUCGGUACGGAGAUAAAGCUCCUGAUCGAACGGAGGGUCCGACUGUGUUUGAGGCGCAGCGGACGGCGAAGAGUACCGCAGACUUCAGAGCCGGCGAAAAGAUCUCAGACCGCAAGGAGGGUCAGACUGUCUUCGAAUCUCAGCGCUCUACAAAGAGCAUCGCCGACUUUAGAGCGGACGAAAAGCUCUCCGACCGCAAGGAAGGCCGCACCGUCUACGAAGCUCAGCGAUCGACGAAAAGCGUUGCGGACUUCCGGGCUGGGGAGAAGCUCUCAGACCGCAAGGAGGGUCAGACUGUGUUUGAAUCUCAGCGCUCGACAAAGAGCAUCGCCGACUUUAGAGCGGACGAAAAGCUCUCCGACCGCAAGGAAGGCCGCACCGUCUAUGAAGCUCAGCGAUCGGCGAAGAGCUCGGCAGACUUCAGAGCGGACGAAAAACUCUCUGACCGCAAGGAGGGACGCACGGUGUACGAGAGCGAGCCUCAAGCGUGGCCGGCGAAUGUACGAUACGGAAUGGAUGUAAAGAAGCAAGAGAGUUUCGUGGGCGCCAAAACGGUGUUCGAGAGCCAGCCCCUCCAGUCUCGUGCCAGUGUCAAAUACGACACCAAGCUGGAGCCUGUGAGCAAGGGACCGACUGUGUUUGAGAGCCAGCCCGCUGAGACGAGGGCGACGACGUCGUGGAGAGAUCGCAAGGUCGAUCCUGCCGCGGCGCCGACUGUGUUCGAAAACCAGCCCAAGAUUAUCCGCGUCGACGCGUCAGCCAACCGUCCACUGACGUCGAGCAGCAGCGAGUAUGAAACUGACACGGACGAGGACGAGGACGAAGAAUAA
This is a messenger RNA of Besnoitia besnoiti, 2115 nucleotides long. RefSeq lists its product as uncharacterized. The record is from RefSeq and is a predicted model, not a curated record. The transcript has 4 exons. The coding region runs from base 1 to 2115 and encodes 704 amino acids. NCBI's taxonomy places the organism in Eukaryota, Apicomplexa, Conoidasida, Eucoccidiorida, Sarcocystidae.